Messenger RNA from Zingiber officinale, 565 nucleotides. RefSeq names its product probable protein S-acyltransferase 22. Bases 65 to 565 code for a protein of 166 amino acids. The transcript is spliced from 5 exons. NCBI's taxonomy places the organism in Eukaryota, Viridiplantae, Streptophyta, Magnoliopsida, Zingiberales, Zingiberaceae. The record is from RefSeq and is a predicted model, not a curated record.
UCUUUCCUUGUAGUGGAUCAAUAACUGCAUAGGAAGAAAAAAUUACAAAAGGUUCUUCAUCCUCAUGGUGUUUGCUCUUCUCUUGCUUAUUCUGCAGUGGGCUGUUGGGAUGCUUGUGCUGAUACUGUGUUUUGUUGAGAGAAGGAGAUUUUCUGCUGAAAUUGUUUCAAAGCUGGGUAGUAGCUUUUCCUUGGCACCCUUUAUCAUUGUGGUGGCUGUGUGCACUUUAUUAGCCAUGGUUGCUACUCUUCCAGUUGCACAACUUUUCUUCUUCCAUAUUCUUUUAAUAAAAAAGGGAAUCAGCACCUAUGAUUACAUUAUUGCUUUGAGGAAGCAAGAUCAGGAGCAGGAGCAACUUGCUGUUGGUGGGCAGCAAAGUCCGCAAAUGUCCCAAGUGAGCUCUUUUACUGGACUAAGCAGCACCAGUUCUUUCAAUCAAUUCCAUCGCGGUGCAUGGUGUACUCCGCCAAGAUUAUUCCUUGAGGAUCAGUAUGCAAACGAUCCCUCGAACUUUGGUGGGAUGAGGCUUGGUCUGGCCAUUGAUUUUGCUUCUGUUGGCGAUUAG